GAUCAGUCUCACUGUCUCAGUACAGCUGUGGGUAUCAGAUAAUCCGGAGUGUUAUAUGUAACCUGUGACGCUGUUGUUAUCAGUCAAUUAACCAAGGAGGUGGGUCACAUAUUAGCAAAGAUAAUCGUCUAUCAGUUUAUCAUCGUUCCUUAUUAGUUGAUCCACUUCAGUGUCCUCUUCCCCCUCGUCAGUGAUGGUGACAAUUCGUCAUGUUGUACUUUUCAGCUUAUGCUUACACAGUUUUUUAUUACUUGACUAGUGUUUUGGUUCCAAGUGUGUCCAGCCAACAGUCCUGCUCCAGUCAGUCAUCAUGUCAAGAGCACAGUCAGUGCAUGUUCAGUGACAAUGGUGCCAAAGGGACUUGUGUUUGUGAUGACUUCUACUAUCCCAAAAAUAGCCCCAUCAACAACACCUGUGUUGAAUGUCCUGGAAUAGGCGAGAGUUGUAAGAAGGCACAGUGUUGCAAUGAGGAUUGUCUAGUUUGUUACAAUGAUGUCUGUAUGUACAUCUACAAUGAUUUUUGUCUGGGGAUAAGUGAUUCAGAAAGAGAGAGGUUUCAGCGAGUCGCCCAAUGCAUCCUGGCAGUAGCUUUGAUCCUGACUGCUUCCAUUCUCAUCAUCCUCUUUUGGAAGGCUUGCACCAAACGAAGUGUGAUGCGACGACGCAUGAGACACAUGUCUAUAGACAGCUACGUUAGUCUCAAUUCCAUCCAGAGAAUGGUCUUGCUACAACUACAAGACAGACCUCCUCCCUACAGCCGGGAGUAUAACCACCCCAGGAAGUUUGUGAAUGAAAUAACAGAUCCACCUCCAUCAUAUAUUGAAGCUGUAGGUGAUCCUAAUCAAGCCGAGGGAGUGAGUCCAGUUUUUAUCAUUGGAGAAUAUCCUAUAUCAAGGACACCGAUACAGGAUUCUGCAAGUUCCCCCCAGGAAAACAAUUUGCCAUCAAGCACAUCCUCUUCAUCCCAUCAAAGUACUGCACUUUUGCCUGUAACAACUUCAAAUGAAAAUUCUACAUCUCAAAUGGCAUCAAAUGCAUUAAAUCCACCAGCAUCUUCACUCCAUGAUGUAGCAUCCUAUCCUUCUCAAAAUAGGCUUGAAAGGUGCUAUAACAGUAAUUCAUUGUUAACUCAAAACACAGAACUGUAUAUGUGAUGUAAAUUCAUUCAAUGAACAUUGAUGUCAAUAAAAUCAUUAUGAAGUUGAAAUAUUAAUGUGCCAUAGCCAUAUCAAAGAUCAUAUAAGCUAUGUAUCUUUUAUAAUUUCAGGUUUAAAUGUAAAUGUGUUUUGAUAUAAUGACCAUUUACAGAGUUGUCAUAUAAAUAUGAGUACAUAUUAUGUGUGUAGUCUAUAUUAAAUAACAUCAACUGUUCCUUAGAAAAGAUACCUCAUAAUGAAUAAUGAUUAGAACAAAUGAAGAUGUAAUGUUACAUGAAGCUUGAAACAUGUUGUCAUAUGUAUGAUACUCACUUAUUCUCACUAUCUAAAUCAUAAUACAAGAUUUCUAAAACCACACAAUGAGUUCUAGUCACGUUGAAAUGUUAAGGAUCUCCUUGCAUCCUUUUCUCACUAAACCUAUUUUACUAUGCAACGUCUUCAGGCUUGGAAACUGAUGUAUCUCAUCAUGAAAAAUUCUAAAUUUUUGGCAUAUUCUCUUGUCAUUAUCCUUUAGAACAUAACAUUACAAUGCAUGUGAUUUGACUGUAAAAGCACACUUAGAGACUGUUAAUCCACCUCUGUACAACAGUUAAACUAUAAUAUCUUUCUAGCUAUAGAAUAUGUUAUUGACACAUUGAUUGCAAUGACACACUGAGAGAUAGUUUCAUUAUUUACCAUGUAACUUUGUGUAUCCAUCAUAGUGCAAGUAUUAAACUACAAUAACUUUCUAGCUGUAGUAUCUGUUGGUAACAUAUAGACUGCGGUGAGAGACUAAUCCAGAAAGUACAGCAAAAGAUGCUCAAUUUCCAGUUCAAUGAUAUUUUACUUCAUACUGUGCCUCCCAUGGCAAGCUAUGCUCACUCAACUACAAUCGUAGACAUAAUGAUUAUUACUAAUGUUAUAGUUUAUUAUAUGAUUUUUAUAAUUAUUUGUAUUCAACAAAUAAUAUACCCAACUGGAUUGUAAAUGUGUUCAUUAAAAUAUUUUACCACCCAGGUGCAUAAAUAGAAUCUUUAUCUGGAAGGUGAUGGAAGUGAUAUGUAGUAAACUAUCAUCAUGAGGGGAGGAAGGAUCCGUGUACAUUACGUGGGAUGUUUUGGGGGAAAUGUGAUAGUGCAAUACCUGCUUUGAAACUGAUUUGUACCAAAACAGUUUUACAUUUAUAACCACACAUUUAAGUAUUUGAGUUUUAAUAUUUAUUUCUAUUCCGGGAGAUUGAAACCCUGGCUUUGUCGGAUUCACACCAUUGUUACCACCUGCAUAUGAUGACCUAUUAGUUUUCCAAUAAUUGCAGAUGUAUUAUUUAUACCUUCACAAACUGUGACUGAAUUAACUUUAAGAUUGUUUUUAUAACGAUUAUUAUAAUAUUUACAAGAAUAGGAUAAAUUAGGACGAUUGUAACAUGACAUUUGUAAUUUUAAAUAAAACGAACAAAAAUAAUCAAAUAACUUUAUUUAUUUUUGGUAUAAACAACAAACCCGAUCCCAAUACUUGAUCUGUGUUACAGUUGUUGUAAACAAUUUGCAAACUGUAGCAUUGUCCUUUGUUUGCAACAAAAUUAACACAUACAUAAAUAUUUCUUUUGAUUAAAUAUAUUGAAGAUAUUUAUUUACAACCAAAUAAAAACCAUUUCUAAUCUUACAGUUUCUGUUCCAGGAACUCAACUUUAUUGUUAGAUAAGAGUGCUAUGUUCCUAUACUAUGUUCCUAAAUGUUGGCCAUCUUGGAGAAAUCAAUGUUCUUGGCAGUUACCUGUUCAAAAGUAACUG
Messenger RNA from Homalodisca vitripennis (glassy-winged sharpshooter), 2925 nucleotides. RefSeq lists its product as uncharacterized. Lineage: Eukaryota; Metazoa; Arthropoda; Insecta; Hemiptera; Cicadellidae. The coding region runs from base 210 to 1154 and encodes 314 amino acids. The record is from RefSeq and is a predicted model, not a curated record. The transcript has 6 exons.